AAAAGAGAGCGAGAGAAAGGGGGAGAAAUAAAUACAAGGGGCAGCGGCAGGCAGGGCGCCUCCUCUCUCUCUCUCUCUCCCUCUGUAUCCUGCACACACCGCCACCGAUCACUCGCCGGAGCCCCUCCCCCAAUGGCCGCCGCCGCCGCCGCGAUCGCGUGAUGGCCGACCCAGCCGCUCGCCGAAGAUGGACGAAGCCGGAAGGGCCUCCGCUCCCGCAGUGGUGACGGUCACGGCCUCCGCCGCCGCCCCCUCGCCUCCUCCUCCCCCGCCCCCCGCCACGGCCGCCGCCGCCGCCGCCGACCCGCCAUCGCCCGACCCGGACGCCCUCUAUGAAGAGGGAAUGUGGCAGCAGAUGACCAUGAACAGCGGUGUCACUAUGCAAUCUGGGCCAUAUCCUGUGCGGCCAGGGGAGCCGGACUGCACCUACUACCUCAGGACUGGAUUGUGCAGGUUCGGCAUGAGCUGCAGGUUCAAUCACCCUCAGGACAGGAAUACGGCUAUUGCCUCUGCCAGAAUGAAAGGAGAAUAUCCUGAGAGGGUGGGACAGCCUGAAUGUCAGUACUAUCUGAAGACUGGAACAUGCAAGUUUGGGCCUACGUGCAAAUUCCAUCACCCUAGAGAAAAGGCUGGAAUCGCAGGAAUGGUGCAGCUAAAUGCAUUGGGAUAUCCACUUCGACCGAAUGAAAGGGAGUGUGCAUACUACUUAAAAACGGGACAGUGUAAAUAUGGGAAUACAUGUAAAUUUAACCAUCCAGAAAUUUUCAAUGCGGUGGCUUCUUCACGUGGUUCCCCUAUUUAUCCUCCUGUACAUACCUCUGGAAGCACUGGUCCACAUUCCUAUACUGGAACAAUGGCAAGUUGGACUUAUCCAAGAGGUUCUUUCAUUCCAAGCCCUAGAUGGCAAAGUCCUUCAAACUAUACACCGAUGAUUGUACCGCAGGGUCUUGUUCAAGUACCAAGCUGGAACUCAUAUCCUGGGCAAAUGGUACCUGUUUCAUCUCCUGAGAGUCGACUACAGUCUCCAGGAGCUCAACAAUACUAUGGAACUUCUCGACAAGGUGAAGGCAGUGCAGGAAAUCAGGGAAUGCAAUCACCCUACAGAUCCAGUUCAUUUCCUGUACCUCAGUAUGCACUGCAGAGAGAGAAUGUAUUUCCUGAGAGACCUGAUCAACCGGAAUGCAUAUACUACAUAAAGACUGGAGACUGUAAAUUUGGUGCAGUUUGCAAAUUCCAUCAUCCCCGUGUGCGUUCACAGCCUCCCCCAGACUGUAUCUUGAGCCCAAUGGGUCUUCCAUUACGCCCAGGGGAGGAGCUCUGCAAGUUCUACUCUCGCUAUGGCAUCUGCAAGUUUGGCGUAAACUGCAAGUUCGACCAUCCGAUGGCGGCCCCGAUGGGGGUCUACGCGUACGGCUACUCCGCGUCGGCGUCGCCCAACGCGCCCAUGGCUCGCCGUCUCCUGGAGUCGCCCUCCGGGUCUGCGUACGCGUCCUAAGGCUCCCCGGCAAUUUGACCUUGAUUGAUCUCGAUGAUGAUGUAUAAAAAGCCAUCGCGCGCCGUCCGUCCUCGGUCGCGCCCCGCGAAUGUUCUCUCCCCCUAACUCCCCCGGAAUCAAGUUCUGUAAAAAUCGAGUUUGCUACCAGAGAUGUACAGUUAUUUUUGUUAAUGCGGGUCCUUGGAUGGAUGGAUGGAUGGAGAAGCCAUUUGCUACCGAAUGAAAUAAUGGUUGAAUGCAGUCGUUGGAAA
Hordeum vulgare subsp. vulgare (domesticated barley) is the source of this 1746-nucleotide messenger RNA. Its product is annotated as zinc finger CCCH domain-containing protein 12-like. Lineage: Eukaryota; Viridiplantae; Streptophyta; Magnoliopsida; Poales; Poaceae. Bases 188 to 1495 code for a protein of 435 amino acids. The transcript is spliced from 7 exons. The record is from RefSeq and is a predicted model, not a curated record. Gene Ontology annotation, molecular function: metal ion binding; mRNA binding.